This is a messenger RNA of Annulohypoxylon truncatum, 738 nucleotides long. RefSeq lists its product as uncharacterized. Bases 1 to 738 code for a protein of 245 amino acids. Lineage: Eukaryota; Fungi; Ascomycota; Sordariomycetes; Xylariales; Hypoxylaceae. Gene Ontology annotation, molecular function: iron ion binding; L-ascorbic acid binding; procollagen-proline 4-dioxygenase activity. Gene Ontology annotation, biological process: peptidyl-proline hydroxylation to 4-hydroxy-L-proline. The record is from RefSeq and is a predicted model, not a curated record. Gene Ontology annotation, cellular component: endoplasmic reticulum. The transcript has a single exon.
AUGGACCAAGAAUCAGCGAUCUUAAGCGGCCCUGUUCCAGUCUCUGCUGCCGCAUGCAGGAUCAACUUCAACAAAACAGACGUAAAAGAGCACUAUGGAUAUUUCGCGAUGAUUAUCGACGAUAUCCUUACUCAGAGGGAAUGUGCGGAUCUGAUUAAGCUUAUUAGCCCGCCCGACAACGCCGAAUGGCCUCCCGCUGUGGUAACCGCUUAUGACGGGUCCCAGAUCUUAGACACGGAAUCCCGAUUCUGCGGCAGGAUCUUCUACACAUCCAAGGCCCUCGCAGAUAGUCUCCUAGAGCGCGUGUUGCGACUCCUACCUCCCGAGAUCAUCACACUAAAAGAUACGCCUGACAUCACCGGCCAAUAUCCUGUCAUUCGCAAGGAAACAUGGCGCAUAUGUCGGCUGAAUAACAAAUUGCGGUUUCUCAAGUAUGGGCCUAGGCAAUAUUUCAAACCUCACUGUGAUGGACAUUUCACCGAUGAGGAUGGGGCGCAAAGUUUCCUUACUUUGCACCUGUACUUGAAUGGCGGUAGAGACGGAGACAAAGUCGAAGGUGGAGCUACAAGGUUCGCAGUCAACUUCGAAGAUCCACAAGCAGGAAAGCUGGGUGUUAACCCUAAAGCAGGGAGUUUGGUAAUAUUUCAGCAGAGGGAUAUGUAUCAUGAGGGGGCAAUGGUCACGAAGGGGACUAAAUUGACAAUGAGGGCGGACGUCAUGUAUGAGAUGAUCAUCUAG